UCGAGUAAAUUUCGCACUUGUGAUCGGUUUUCGUUGAGUAGAAGCGCUCAAUUUUCGUACAGUCGUCAGUCUGACAACGUCGGCUAUAUUCACGGUCAACCGCGGUAUAAAUUUCGAAUCGUUUUAGGUGAUGUGCUGUGUAUCAUUCUGUCAUUAACGCGAAUAUUACUACCUAAUUUCAUUACCGUUUCGUCUCGGAUGCGGUAGUUGUGGAGCCAAGACCAGCAAGAUUAAACAUCACUAGCGUUUUCGCGAAGCCGUCGCGGAUACUGGUUUAAUAAAUACUCAAUUUUUCGUCUUUAUCCGAAUUUUUUAAUCUGUUUUUUUCUAUUUUUAAAUAUUCGAAUUGUUGAUGAAGUGAUCGGUGCAUUUGGUGAUCGAUAUUACCUGUGAAUAAUUCGAGCCAAAAUGAUUAAAAUUGAGUGCCACAAUGUUGAUAAAAAUGAAUCGGCGAUCUUUCUGUCGAACUUGAAAGAAUUGCCAUCUUUGACAAUAGGCGACCUUACUAUCCGCUUGGAAACCGAGGAUCCUUCGACAGAAUUAAAAGAACUAGCGAGAAAGGAAUUAAGAGAGACUCCGGAAGUGGUCGAAGCCGCCAAACAAGAACUGAGAGAAUUGUUGAAAGCUGAUCCUGAAUUGAAUGUACCUUUGGAUAAUGAUGCUUGGCUGGUGCGAUUUUUGAGACCAACGAAAUUCUACCCCGAAAGUACUCACAGAUUGAUCAAAGAUUAUUACAAAUUCAAAUCUAAGCAUAAAGAUAUCUAUGACGGAUUACUUCCAAGUCGCGAGAAAAAUGUAUUCGAACAAAACAUCCUGUUAGUAUUGCCAAAUCGCGAUCAACUAGGAAGACGUAUUUUGGUUAUCGAAUUAGGAAAAAAAUGGAAACCGAAAAAAUGCUCUCUAGACGAUGUUUUCAAAGGUAUCGUAUUAUUUUUGGAAGCAGCCAUGUACGAACCUUCUACUCAAAUAGCCGGUGCUCAAGUUAUCUUCGAUAUGGACGGUUUAUCAAUGCAACAAGCUUGGCAAUUCACACCUGCAUUUGCCAAAAGAAUCGUCGACUGGCUACAAGACAGCGUUGCCUUGAGAGUUAAAGGAUUACAUAUCGUCAAUCAACCAUACGUAUUCAACAUGGUAUUCUCCCUUUUCAAACCAUUCUUAAGAGAAAAGCUACGAAGCAGAAUAUAUUUCCACGGAACUGAUCGUGAUUCCCUACAUCAGUACAUUUCUGCCAAAUGUCUCCCAGAUGUCUACGGUGGUACUUUCCCGUUACCGAAAAUUUCCAGUACCGAGUGGUAUGAAUUGUUAAAACAUUGUGAUGAAGAAUAUCAAGCUAUUAAUUCAUACGGAUUAGUUGUCGAAGAUAAAAAGAAGAAAUCCAAGCAGUAGAAUCAAAGGACUGGGUAGAUAGAAUUUGAAUCUGUGAUUUGUACUAGAUUUUGUCGACGUCCACUUUUUAAUAAUUUUACCAUAAGAUAUAAUUUUUAAAACGGUCCAACCUUUUCUUAUUUUAUUUAUUUAUUUUUUACCAUUAUUUAUUAUUUAAUGAAUAUCUUAUGAACUCGUAUUAAAGAUGUACCUACAUUUAUUUGUAAUGUACUUAUUCUCAAUGUUCCAUUCCGUGAUUUUCUUUUUGUUUUUAUUUUCUAAAUAAAUUAGAAAAUUAAGUACCUAUUUAUAAUAUAAUAAUUAAUUUAAUUACAUAUGAAUUUCGACUAUUUAUUGUUUUAUUUAUUAUAAGGAUACGUUUGAAAACGUAUUAAUUUAUUAUUUUUGUGGUUUUCGUUAUGUUGUGAAUUUACCGAUGUGAUAAUUUGUUUUUAUCGAUGUAAUCAAAUAAUCAAAAAUUUAUCACGAACAAUUAAAUUUAUCAUGUAUCAUUUUUUGAAAAUUUAAUUAAAUAUUUGUAAUCUUU
Molecule: messenger RNA, 1912 nt
Organism: Planococcus citri (citrus mealybug)
Lineage: Eukaryota; Metazoa; Arthropoda; Insecta; Hemiptera; Pseudococcidae
Product: clavesin-2
Exons: 8
Coding region: 409-1386 (325 amino acids)
Cellular component (GO): membrane
Molecular function (GO): phosphatidylinositol bisphosphate binding
Source: RefSeq, a predicted model, not a curated record